AAUACGAUUUUAUACUAUGAUAAUUUAGUUUUUACAAUUUUCAUUAAAAAUAAAGCAAGUGUUGCAAUAAAAAUAUGCUAAAUUUAUAACGUCAAUUAAAGAUAACAAUAUUUACAAUGUGUGAUUUCAAUGAAUACAAGCGAGAACGUUCCGGAACGCAAUAAAUAAAAGCGCGCUUUCUUUUUUUUUUAAUUCAAAAUUUCUUAUUUGCUUGCGAUAGGUACUUCUUUGAUAGUUAAUUGGAUACCUACCUACGUAAUAAAAUAGAAAAUAUGAGCGAUUCCAGUGAAGACGACAAUUUUUUAACUCCUCCAGAGUUAGUUGAAACUGUUAAAAAUGCUGAACUAAGUUUCUUGCCUAGUAAAUCUCGUGAAAAGUACCUGAAAGUCUACGAACAUUUUGACAAAUGGAGGCACGAAAAGGGCGCAGGAAACACUAUGUCGGAAACUGUGCUUCUGUCUUAUUUCAUUGAAAUGUCGCAUACAAAACAGCCGUCAACGAUGUGGAGUACAUAUUCGAUGUUGAAAGCUACAUUACAAACUAAAAAUAACGUCCAUAUAAACACUUACGCAAAGCUGAUUGCGUUUUUGAAAAGAUCGGCCGUCGGCCACAAAUCAAAAAAAUCGAAAGUUUUCACGGCUGCUAAUAUUGAAAAAUUUCUUAAUGAAGCUCCAGAUUGCACUUUCCUAGCCGCAAAAGUCAUCCUUAUCAUUGGAAUAAACGGAGCAUGCCGCUCCAACGAGUUAUUGAAUCUAACUCCUAAUGCCAUUGAACAACAUUCCAGCGACCUUCUUUUGAUUAACCUGCCAAAUACGAAAACAAAUAUAGACAGGUCGUUCGUCGUCCGUGAGGAAUACGCACACGUUGUCCAGAAAUAUAAAGCAUUGCGCCCUCCCAAUACGAUCACAGACCGCUUUUUCAUACAAUAUCGUAAUGGAAAAUGUACGCGGCAACCGAUGGGUAUUAAUAAAAUAGGAGCGACUGCACGAGAAAUCACAACAUUUUUAGAUUUGAAAGAGCCGCAGCUAUACACUGGCCACUGCUUCAGGCGAACAUCAGCCACUCUUUUGGCAGAUGGAGGAGCUGACCUCACAACGUUGAAGCGCCAUGGCGGUUGGAGAUCAAAUACAGUGGCUGAAGGAUAUAUCGAAGAUUCAAUAGAAAAUAAAUCAAAAAUCUGUAAGCGUAUUAUAGAUUCGAUAAACCUAAAACAGACUUCGCAUUCUUGGGCACAACCUAGCACCUCCAGUGAUGCGAAUCAUACCCAAACCCGCCCAGAAUCACCAACUUUUACGGUGCGGGAAGGGUCACAAUCCAGCUCAACUCAUAAUGAAACCUCGACCACUACUCAAGUAGCAAACACUACGACGAUUACUGUUCCAAAUAAAACAGUAACUUUUAAUCUACAGAAUUGUACAAACUUCACGUUCCACUUUUAAUUUUUUGUAAAUUCUGUAUUUUUGUAAAUAUACAAUGAUGCAUUUGCUUUCAUGACGUGUUUUUAUUACUUGUCCCUUUAGUAUAUAUAUAUGUUCUCGCUGCUGAGGUGAAAAGUUGUAUGUAUCACGCGAGAGCAAAGUUAUUUUGCAGCUCGUAUUUUUGAGUCCCUCGCUUCGCUCAAGAUCCUAAUUCUGAAUCACUCGCUACACUCGUGAUUCAACUAUAGAAUCUUUCGCUUGCUCAGGACUCAAAAACAGCACUCGCACCAAAAAACGACUUUGCUCUCUUGUUGAACAAAUAACUAUU
Hyposmocoma kahamanoa is the source of this 1746-nucleotide messenger RNA. RefSeq lists its product as uncharacterized. Lineage: Eukaryota; Metazoa; Arthropoda; Insecta; Lepidoptera; Cosmopterigidae. Bases 273 to 1439 code for a protein of 388 amino acids. The transcript has 2 exons. Gene Ontology annotation, molecular function: DNA binding. Gene Ontology annotation, biological process: DNA recombination; DNA integration. The record is from RefSeq and is a predicted model, not a curated record.